AGAGUUCAGACAUCAGCGCUUUGGAUUCACUCGGGAUGAUGUUUCUUUGUGUGAUGCUGCUGACUUUCUCUGGCUUUAUGGAGACCAUGUCAGAGAACUUUAAAGUAGUUGGUCCAGCUGCUCCUCUUGUUGUUGAAGCUGGUGAAGAUCUGGUUCUGCCCUGUUCUCUCCAACCCAGCAUCAGUGCUAAGAAUAUGAUGGUGGAGUGGACCAGACCUGAUACUGACAGUCUAGUACAUCUGUAUGAAGAUUAUGAAGACAGAUAUUAUGGUCAGAUGGAGUCUUACAGAGGAAGAACAGCUCUAUUUAAAGAGGAACUGCAGAAAGGAAACACCUCACUGAAACUCUCAGCAGUCCAACCUACUGAUGAUGGAGCUUACAAAUGUGUCAUUCAGGACAAAUCCUACAGCGAUGCCAUAACUGUUCAUGUUGAAGUCAAUGUACACUUAAAAGUAGUUGGUCCAGCUGCUCCUCUUGUUGCUGAAGUUAGUGAAGAUCUGGUUCUGCCCUGUUCUCUCCAACCCAGCGUCAGUGCUGUGGACAUGACAGUUGAGUGGUCCAGACUGCAUCUGGGUGACAGAAUAGUGCAUCUAGUAUGAACA
Messenger RNA from Colossoma macropomum (tambaqui), 602 nucleotides. Its product is annotated as myelin-oligodendrocyte glycoprotein-like. NCBI's taxonomy places the organism in Eukaryota, Metazoa, Chordata, Actinopteri, Characiformes, Serrasalmidae. The record is from RefSeq and is a predicted model, not a curated record. Bases 36 to 599 code for a protein of 187 amino acids. The transcript has 4 exons.